AUGUUAUUAGAUAUGUCACGAGAUGAUUGCAAGAGAGUUUUAAGACGGCUGGAAUUAGAAGGUUACUCGGCCGUACUGUCAGCUUUCAGAGCUCAGGGAGAUCUAACAAAGGAAAAGAAGAAAAUUUUGCAAGAUUUACAGAAUAUUUUGAGCAUUUCUACUGAGCGACAUCGUGCUGAAGUCAGACGAGCUGUCAAUGAUGAGAAAUUUGCGACAAUUGCUCACAAUAUAUCUGGUGCCAAUACGACAUCAGAAUGGCUGAUAGAAGGAAGACGUUUAAUUCCACUGAUGCCAAGAUUGGUGCCACAGACAGCUUUCACUGAUGCUGCUAAUAGGGUGGCUAACGCUCAGGCUGAGAAGAAUGCCAUGUUACCUGCUCCUAAGAACACUGCUGGACGCGAUGGUAAGUAA
This is a messenger RNA of Lottia gigantea (owl limpet), 411 nucleotides long. RefSeq lists its product as hypothetical. The coding region runs from base 1 to 411 and encodes 136 amino acids. Gene Ontology annotation, cellular component: nucleoplasm. Gene Ontology annotation, biological process: regulation of DNA-templated transcription. The transcript has 2 exons. The record is from RefSeq and is a predicted model, not a curated record. Lineage: Eukaryota; Metazoa; Mollusca; Gastropoda; Lottiidae.